Symbiodinium natans is the source of this 876-nucleotide messenger RNA. NCBI's taxonomy places the organism in Eukaryota, Dinophyceae, Suessiales, Symbiodiniaceae. The record is from the annotation of a GenBank genome assembly.
AUGCGCUGUCAUCCGUCGUCGCCUGGGACUGUUCAGGACAAGCUAUGUGGACGCCUCUGUAGGAGGCGGUUGUUGACCGUGCUGAAGGUCGUCGUCUUCGCAUGGCCGGCACUGGGCUGGGUCUUCGGAGGCGGCAAAGUGCUUACCCGAAGCAGAAGAACGCUUGUACGGAGGAACGCGGACACGGAGGAUAGCCCAGAUGUCCAGCUCUACACUUUAGAAGUAGGUCGCACAGACCACUAUGUCUGGAAGGAUAAGGACAUCUUCGUGGGAAUUGUGGCUGAUGCUGGUGAGUGGACUGUCGACAUAGAUGCUGUCCGCGAUGGCUUCGACGAGGCUUGCGAGACUGGUACUGCUGAGCUGUUCUCUGCCCCGCUGAAUGUCGUCAAGGACUACGUCAAGGAGCUGACAUCCUAUGGACUUGCGGCACGAGCAAAGGAGGCGGCUGAAGGAGCGGACGAGAGCGCAUACAGCAGACGGAGUUUUCAGGAACUGUCACCAGAGCUGAAAGAAGCUGCCCAAAAAGGCGGUGGGGCUGCCGAGGCAGAGGCUUCCGGCAAGCCCAUGCAAAUUGUUCUUCACAAGUGUGAUCAUCCUACCCUGGAUGGUUCCAAGAGGGCCAUGCAAAAGUUCAAAGCGUAUGUGGAAUUGGCAACGGAUGCAGCCCAACGCUGGCUGCCAGAGGACGGCGAGCUGAAUCAGUGCUACGUGCAGCUAACAGGAAGCGCGGGCAAGGCUGUCUUGCUCACAAGCCUGACGCAAGAUGCUGCCAACCGAGCAGUCGACCAGCUCAGAUCGUCAGGCUUUGUUGCAGAGGCCAGAAACUGUGUCUCCCCACGAAGUGAGGAGUCUGAGACAAAUGUGAUGACCGUGUGA